AUGCCAGCUCCUGUAAUAAAGAUUGCUGUUGUUGGUCCACUUGCUAGUGGUAAAAGCUCAUUUAUAAAUUUUGCUACCGAAACACGCGAAAGUCUUACUGAAAGUUACAUUCCAACAGUUCCUGUACGGAUUAUCGAAUAUGAAGUUCCAUCAUCAACCCGAGGUAAAUCACAAAAUUAUAAUGUACAAAUCUAUGAUUGUAGUGGUGAUUCUAAAUUUGAACAUACAUGGGCAGCAAUGAGUUAUAAAUUAAAUGGUACAGUUUUUGUUUAUAAUCCUGAAGAUAAGAAACAAGCUGAAGAACUUAAUCUUUGGUAUAAUAAUUUUGCU
Messenger RNA from Adineta steineri, 330 nucleotides. Lineage: Eukaryota; Metazoa; Rotifera; Eurotatoria; Adinetida; Adinetidae. The record is from the annotation of a GenBank genome assembly.